AUGCGACCGCCGGAGGCUGAUCUUCUUAACAAGGCUAUCGAACGCGGUGUUAAGGGUCUUGCGAAAGUGGUUGGCUACCACGAAGAAGUCACUAGCAUAAGCAAGUUGCGAGAAGGCCUGGUCUUCUCGACUCCGCAUAAAUUUCGUGGCGUGCCACGCAGUGCCAAUACGUCCUUCUCGCAGUCGCAACCCCCACUAAGCCACUCUUUUAGCCAGUUCCCCGGUCUUAGCAUUGCCAGCAGCGGACACAGAAAGAGGAAGUCAACGGAUUGGUCAAGCAAUGCGUCUAAGAGAUCCCGGUCGAAUAGCCAGCUGGCCAAGGCAGAUCACGUAGAAAACGGAGCAACUUACUCCGUCCAAGAACCGCAAGGUACUAGUCUUGUUCACCAAGAUCACGAUCAGACACCAUAUGCCAAUCGCAUCUUUCGCGUAUUGGCCAUCUCGCCGGCGGGACGGUCCAUUAGCCAGUUCAAGGCUGUUAUCGAGCUCCUCGAAGGCCUUCGGGACGCCAUUAAAGUGCAUCAAUCACUCUACACGGACGGGAAAAUUCUGCACCGAGAUAUUUCCGAAAACAAUAUCAUUAUCACCAACCCGGGGAAUGCUGAUGGCUUCAAGGGCAUGCUCAUCGACCUUGACUUGGCCAAGGAAGAAGGCAAAGGUCCUAGUGGGGCCCGACAUCGGACGGGCACGAUGGAAUUCAUGGCAAUUGAAGUUCUUCUAGGAAUUUCGCACACGUAUCGCCACGAUCUCGAAGCAUUCUUUUACGUUCUAAUAUGGCUUUGCGCUCGUCGAGGCUGGUCAUUAUCGAAAGCGUCAGGUCGGCGCCCGAAAAAAAGCAUGCUAUCGCGGUGGUAUACUGGAGGUUACGAGGACAUAGCGCAAAGCAAGCGUGGUGAUAUGGACAAAAAUGGGCUAGAAGUCAUUCUGAGAGAAUUUCCGGAAGUUUUCGAUGGUGUCAAACCUUUGUGCAGGGCAAUAAGAGAUGUCUUGUUCCCGCAUAAGUAUGGUCUCUUCACUGGCACUCCACAGGAUCCGAAUAUUCUGUACGAUCCAAUUAUCAAAGCAUUUGAUGAUGCUAUAGCAGAAAUUGGGCUGGGAGAGGUAAAGACGUGA
Messenger RNA from Pochonia chlamydosporia 170, 1113 nucleotides. Its product is annotated as serine/threonine-protein kinase Sgk2. Gene Ontology annotation, biological process: protein phosphorylation. Bases 1 to 1113 code for a protein of 370 amino acids. The record is from RefSeq and is a predicted model, not a curated record. NCBI's taxonomy places the organism in Eukaryota, Fungi, Ascomycota, Sordariomycetes, Hypocreales, Clavicipitaceae. Gene Ontology annotation, molecular function: ATP binding; protein kinase activity. The transcript has a single exon.